Lachancea dasiensis is the source of this 1068-nucleotide messenger RNA. The record is from the annotation of a GenBank genome assembly. NCBI's taxonomy places the organism in Eukaryota, Fungi, Ascomycota, Saccharomycetes, Saccharomycetales, Saccharomycetaceae.
AUGCUGGAACCGCUCGUAUACCUCGCGAAGGUGGCGAUCCGGCUGCCGUGCGGGCUGGCGAGGAGCUGGUUCGCGCACCGGUACCGCGACGUGGGCGCGGCCAAGUUGGUGGCCAUCGUGUUUCUGCUGGAGUGUACCAACAGCCUGGACGCGGCGACGAUGCGGCGGGUGGUGAACCCGGUGCUGGCGGCGGGCAGCGCGGCGGCGGAGUGGUGGGUGGGGGGGACGAGGACGAGCGAGCGUGCGAGCGCGAGCGAGGCCACGCGGGCGAGCGAGACCACCACGGCCAACACAACGACGACGACAACGACGACGACAACGACCACCGCCACGAUCCGCUGGCUCUUCCAAGAGCCCGCCGCGCCCGCCGCCGCGCCCGUCCUGCUAUACGUGCACGGCGGCGGGAUGUGCUUGGAGCUCGUCCCGACCAACCUCGUGUACCUCGCCGAGCUGCGGCGGCGGGUCGGCCUGCUCAGCGUCGCGUACGUGGCCUACUCGCUGGGCCAGCGGUACCCGACCGCGGUCGACGAGGUCGCCGCCGCGUACGCGCACCUGGUGCGCGCGGGCCACCGCGUGUGGCUGUUGGGCGACUCCGCGGGCGCCAACCUGUGCUUGAACGUGCUCCAGCGGUGCGCGCGGUCGCCCUCCAGCGCGCCCGCGCUGCCCGACAAGUGCAUCGUCGUGAGUCCCUGGCUCAACGUCACCACCACCACGGGCCCGCCCGCCGGGGGCAUCGACUUCCUGACCUGGGACCAGCUCGCCAUGUUCAAGAACCUCUACGCGCCCGACGGCAGCCACGCAGACCCGGAGCUCAACGUCGAGGCCAACUUCGACCCCGCGGUGUGGUCGCGGGUGCUCCGCUCCACGCGCCUGCUGGUGCUUCGGGGCGAGGACGAGAUCCUGGGCGCCGAGAUCGCGCGCUUUUGUCGCAAGCUGCGCGCGCUGGACGUCGGCGACGUGCGCACCGUCACCCAGCCCGGCGGCGUGCACUGCGAAGCGCUGUACUUCGACGAGGGCGUGGCCGGGAGCCUGCGCGCGGCCGCCGCCUUCUUGCGCGAGGGCCGGUGA